Molecule: messenger RNA, 2217 nt
Organism: Saccostrea cuccullata (small rock oyster)
Lineage: Eukaryota; Metazoa; Mollusca; Bivalvia; Ostreida; Ostreidae
Exons: 1
Coding region: 1-2076 (691 amino acids)
Molecular function (GO): protein binding
Source: RefSeq, a predicted model, not a curated record
AUGGAGUAUAAAUUUGGAAAUUGCAUUCAUCACAAUAAAUGUUUAUAUAAUGAACUUAAUGUACAAAUUGGUUUUGAAGAAUCUAUUCAAAUGAGAAGAAAUGUCAAAGAGUUUGAAGUGAAAAGGAAGGACUAUCUCUCCAUUUAUCAUCCGUAUCUCGAAACGAUCUGUACCGGAAGUGUUGCCGAAGGAUUCCGACACGGACGAACUGAUCGUGAUUACAUGAAGGUACUUAAAGAUGUAAACAUUCACCAUUCAAAUAUGGAAAUAUUGUAUUCAAGAGAGGGAAAUGAUUCUGAUAAAAAGUUAUCUCUUAUAAUUAGUCAUGAGACCAAUUAUGCGAAGGAAGGGUAUGUUUUGCUCAAAUUCCAAAACAGCGGAGAGGAUACAUUUGAAGGGCAUGCUCAGUGCAUCAAGUUUGCCUUACUUCAAAAUUAUGUUUCCAGUCAUAAAUUCAAGAAAUGGUGGAUAGAAAAAAACCGAGACCCGAACACUGAUUUCUUUAUGCAUGGCCCAUGUAUUUCCUUGACUGGGAUGUCAUCUGAUCACGAUAUGGCAUUUUCACUGGAAUGUCCAUUUUGGCCCCCACAGGCGAAGGAAUGGGUCAAUAGACCAAGACUUUGGCCAUCAAAACAAUUGGUUAGAGAAAUAGAGCUAGACGGAUGUCACCUCGUCCCCCUGGGUCCAGUUAAAGACGUGGAAAACGAUCUCUUAUGGAGACUGUCUUUUAACAAAGCAGAGAAGAGGUUGAUGUUUGCGUUCAAUCAAACACAAUUUCUAUGCUAUGGUCUCUUCAAAAUUGUUCUGAAAGAAUGUAUCGAAAAAAUAGACACCUACCCGGAAAAUUCACUCUGCUCAUAUUUUAUAAAAACUUUGAUGUUUUGGGUCAUUGAAGAGACGGCUCCAGAACUAUGGCGCCCAGACAACAUAGCCAUUUGUUUUUUGAUGUGCUUGUUGCGCUUAACCCAUUGGAUGAAAAAUGAAAGUUGUCCCAAUUAUUUCAUUCCCGAGAGAAAUAUGUUCAAAUCAAAGAUUUACGGUCAAACAAAAAUGCAACUUAAAGAAACAAUGAAAACUGUGUUUAAAAUGGGUUUGUGGAAUUGUUUUGCUAGAUGCGAGAAACGGAUUCAUAUUUUCACCCAUCAUAAAGAUAUAAUUAUUCCAUGUCUAAGGGCUUACUUUGUUGACCAGUCCUACUUGAGAGAAUUUAGAGUGCUGUCUUCCUCUUUCCUUACUGAUGACCUCAGUCAAUUCAGCAAAAUGGAGAGCACAAAAUUUGAGAACUUAUCAGAACUUGAGAUCGAAUUUGUCACUUGUCAGCGUUUAUCAAUGUUUCAGAGAGAGGCGAUGAAAUCACGGACGCACGAGGACCAAGUUGAAUAUUUCACUAGGGCAAAAGAGUUGGAUUUAACAAGAGGUCCGUUGAUGUUAGCCACAUGUUUAUAUGGUGUUAAGAAAUAUUCUCAAGUCCUUAGAAUAAUGCAACAAAUUCAAACGAGGUUGAAAAAGUUUACAUUCUAUGCUGGUAUAAAUAACGCUGACGUAAUUAAUCUUGACGAGGUACUUCCUGAGUAUGUCUUUUCAGCAACAGUUCAGAAAUAUUCUCUGCGAGAGAAGCGUGAGGGGCUCUUAGCUAUGGAUAUAAUCAUCCGAAAAGAGAUCGUUUGGGAAGAGAAAGGUGUUUUCAGAAAGAGGCCUAAUCGGGAGAACAUACCCAGCGAACUUCAGUUUGACAUUUUGUUUCAGAGAGCAUCUUUGGUAAUUCAUCCUCUUGUAUAUUUACAUUUUUUGACAUUUAUGUGUCAAAAACAUCUUGAUCAAAACAGCUAUGCUAAAGAGGCACUAACCGAUCUAGAAAAUGUUGUUUCCAAUGUCUGCAAACAUGAUGAUUUAGCAGUGGCUCACCUCAUUCUUGGCAUAGCUUACGAGAAAGAAAGACGAUUUGAGGAUGCUCUCGAUCACUAUGAAAAGUCAUAUGGAAGAAGAAGUUCUUAUACAUCGUCUAUGUGUAGAACUUAUUUGAUACAGAAAUAUGUUCAGUUAUGCCGUCCAAAAUUGGAUCUUUCCCUUGAUUAAAGUAGACAAAGAAUUUGGAAAAACUAUUAAAUUUUCUACAUGUUCUAUACAAAAAUGUUAAUAAUGUAGAAUUACAGGUAUGAUCGGGUCACAAUCAAUAUGUUCAAGUGAAAUAUAAAAACCCUAGCAUCAAGUAUAUCU